AAAUAAAUUAAAAUAAAACUAAAAUAUAAAAUAAAAUGAAUUUAAUAUACAAAAAUAUAAACAAAAAAAAUUAAAUAAAUCUAAUUUUUUAGAAGCACGCGCAAAACUAUGCGUUAAAAAAGUGUAUAUUACAUCAUAUUUGCUAUACAAAGUUUGCAACAUCCAAUUGUAAGCAACGCAAAUCCAUCAAAAUUACCAACCGAAAUGAUUUCAAUUAUGCGCACAAUCAUAAACCACUAUCCCAAAAAUGUGCUUUUUAUAACAGUUAUUUUGCUGAAAUGAUAGCCAGUUCGUGGCGGUAACUACUCGUACUCGUGUACUUGUAAAUCAGGCCAGGUUCAUUCAUUAGCUUCUCUUCCCAUGUGAGGCGAGCGUCCUUUUUCUACCAUAGCGAUGAGGUGAUAAACAAAAAUAUGGAUUUUGAGAAUUUUCUUCUUUUUCUUCAACGGAACUGCGCAAUAAUGUAAAUUUCAAAAAGUGGUUUUAUUGUAAAUGCCGUAAGCUAUAAAUUUUGUUUUAAGUUAUGUAAAGAAAACGGCGGCUACGUAGUUUUUCUUCGCUGAAGGCUCCUUUAAUUUACGAUGGACAGAAUUUUGGUGCUCAACAUUAGUACUUUUAGCAAUUAAUUUUUAAGAUAAUACGGAAUUUUUUGAACUAAAAAAAUGGAUUUUCGAAAUUUCUAUACUGGCAUUAGAUCUUAAUGAAUUCCCAAAAAUUACCUGUUUCUUUGGCAAUUUCAUUACCAGCAGUUAGUUGUGGUCCUUACAUUUUAGGUCCAAAUCAAAACGCGUGUCUCGAAUUGGUGGAAGCUCAGUCCAGGAUUUACGAGUUUAUACGCAUUACACAUUUAUUUAUAUAUACAAAUUUUUUUAAGCAACCAGGAGCUACCACCGUUACUUGAAAGAAGUAAUACUAAUACUCAUAACCAGUGAGACUGGUAUUCUGGGCACAAAAGUAUUUUAUUUCUUUUUGGGUUGGAAAAUUCUGUUUUAUUAUAUUAUUUCAGACUUAUUUAAAGUCUAGUUACAACCAGCAAUUACAGCAAGAGAAAAUAAAAUAAUUAAAUAAAGAAAAAAAAACUAUAAAAAAGUUAUUAUAAGCAAGCAAAAUUUAAGAGUAGAAACUGAAGUCACAACAACAAAAAGAACGCAAAAAAUACAAACAACAAAUUUACAACAACACAGAAAGGGACAAAUUAAAUAAAAUUCAAGCAUUAAAAAAAUGUUUCCUUCGCUACAAAACAAUAGCAAAAGCAAUAAAAAUUAAAAAAAAAGUGUUCGUUCAUUUUAAGACAAAAAAAUUAAGCUAAAAUUAAAAAAAAAAACAAGUUGCUACCCACAACUUUUAUUAUUAUAAGCAACAUAAUUCACAGCUCACCUAAGCAGCAACAACCGCAGCAGCAGCAGCGAGUGCAACAACAAUACACGCUCGUAUAUAUAUGCAAACAAGUGAAAUAUAUUGAAACCUGUUCUCAUUGCAAUUACUGCGCAUGUGCAACGCUUCUGUAUUUGGCGGCACCACCAACAACCUCAACCAACAUUCGCGUCACCUCGCAUUCGCAUAUCGCCUCGCGUCAUUGCGUUUUUUGUUACAUUUCGUAUGAUUUUUUCGUUUUGUGUUUUUUUGUUGUUGUUUUCAUUGCUUUUAAUAUACAAAUAAUCGUAUGUGAAUGUGAUUUUCGCGCACGUAUACAUAUGCAUACAUAAAUAUAAAAGUGUAUUUGUGCGUCUGUGAAUUUGUGGAAUUGUCCUACCUCAACACAAAUCGGCACUCACUUAAUUUGAGUGCUCGUGGCAAAACGAAAAACACGAAAAACAAAAACCAAAAACAAUAACUGAAGUCUAGCAACAGCAGCAACGCCAAGUCUCACAUCAAAAACCACAACCCGUAUUGCAUAACUUUUCAUUCAAGUUGUGCACUUAUUGUUGUUAGUGUUUUUGUUUUUUCCUUGUGCUCACUUGCGUCCACUUGAAUUUUUCACCCAUGCUAUAAUUGUGUCACAUUAACCUAAUUCUUGGCUUUCUUUGCAACGCACACCUGACUGUUUUGCUUUUGUUUCAUUUUUGCAUUGUGUUUGGGCGAGUGUUUUAUUUUUCGUUUGUUUUGUGGUCGAUUAAUUUGCUUAUUUAUUGGCAUUUACGAGUAUUACGUUUCAACCACUUUGUUUGUUAUUGAUCAAUUGCUUGAUUGUUGUUGACCGGCAUCGCUUUGCUAUCAUUUGAAUUGUGCGCGUGGGUAAAUAGUAACAACAACAACAACAACAACAACAACAAUGUAUAAAACAUCGGCGAUAUUCUUGAUCCUGUUCGGAUAUUUACUCAUCACAGACUGUAGUGAAACGACACGCACAAAACGCGCCAAGCGACCGCGUGCGCCUGAACCAGUCAACUUUGAACCGGAACCACAGCAAGAUUUGGAGAAUGAGGAGAGUGGCAGCCAAGAAAAGGAUAUACCCGAAAUACCAACAAAUUUUCUGAGCCCAUCUGUGCGAGAAUAUCUCGAAUUGGGCAAAUCAAUACCGGGACGUCCUGGCGUCGACUACCCCAUACUAUCCGCCAUUCCCUACACGAAUUUCUACUGUGAUGAACAGGCGUAUCCGGGCUUUUUCGCCGACAUGGAAACAAGAUGUCAAGGCUGGCAUUACUGCGACAUCGAUGGUCGACAAGCCUCCUUCCUCUGCCCAAAUGGCACACAAUUUUCCCAGGCAGUCUUCGUAUGCGAUUGGUGGUUCAAUGUGCGUUGCGAUCUCUCGCCGCGUCUAUACGCCAUCAAUGCACGCCUCUAUCAGCGCCCCAAGGUGAAUCCAACACGUCCGCAUCGUAUCAUUACAAAAGAGCUGGUCGAUGAUAUUUUCAAUUGAAGGGGGCGCAUGUGAGGCGAGAAUGUGUGGACUGGCAAGCAGACGAGCCGUAGAGGGCAGAGAAGUAAUGAAAUAGGAUUUCAAGGGGUAGGAGCGUCAAAGCGAGAGAGGAGCAGAAUUCGUAUAAACUAUUUGUGGGCUAUGAGGGUUAUUUAAAUGAUUCAACUUGAUUUCGUGUAUAUUUUGAAAUUAAAAAAGAAAAUAUGCAAUAAAACACGCAAAAUAGUAUUAAGAAAAAAAUCUAAAAAAGCAGAAAAAAAAUGAGUUUGGUGCAAUUUUAUGGAGUGCAAGUUACAAAAUAUUGAAUUAUGGCCCGUAGUUAUGAAGCAGUUAAAAGCAGGUUUUAAUAAGUAAAAAUUCUUUUUAAAUGGAACGCCAUUUUAACCCUUUAAUGGCUCUUAAAAACCACUGAAAAAGAUUAGACAAAAUGUGGAAUGUAAUACCUAUGUGCUGAACGCAAAUCUCUGGUUAAAGGCACAAAAUUAAUAUUGCGAAAUUUUUAAUUUUCAAUUUGUUACUUCUUGCCAAAAAUCGUAUACCUUUUUUGAAGGUUUGAGGCUAAAUUCUUGUGAGUCUAAAUUCAGAUUAAAAAAAUCAAAAUAGCGUGAAAAAAUUUCAAAAUUACUACACCAGUUUCAUGAAUCUGUAAACAUUUUGAAAACAUAUUUAAUGCAUUUGAUUCGCAAUUUUAAAUUUGGCAAACUUUGUACAAAGUUUCAAGGCUCCGAACUAUUUAUGGUUCUAGUUGUUAAUCUCACUAUAAUUUUAUAGAAGCAUAAAAAGGAAAAAUUAAAUACAAAAAUUCGUUAACUCUUCGUCGCGCUUCUAUUAUUUCGAACAUAGGUGUAUGUAUGUCGUAGAGCCGCCAAAGGGUUAACUAUUUAUUAAGCUUAGGUAAAAGUGCUUUAAAAAUUUAAAAACAGGCAUUAGGUCGUUUGGCUGUCAAAAGUUGUAAAAAAUUUUAAACAUGGGACAUCAUCUUAGAUACUUCAAAUAAAAGUGAAAAAAAUACAUCGCAAUCAAAACAAUAUUGCGAGAUUUUGAAAAUUUAGAUAACCGUAAAAAAUAAAAAUUUACAAGCGGCGCUACAGACCUUUUGAAGCGGAUACCUGCACUUCAAUUACACUUCCAACUGCCGUGCUUGCUGCUGGAUUUCUUUGCUGCCAAUUUCACUCUUGUCCACUAUUUGCUUAACCGUUUAAGACCCAGGGGGAAUUGAAAAAGACACUGUCGAAGAAUUCCAAUCAGUACAAUUGCGCUUCUCUAAAUGAGUGCGAACAUACGCAAGCAGCAACGCAACAGCGUUUGGUUUUUUUAUAUCGGCAAUAAACAUUUUCAUUUUGAUCGCACCGUCAGUUGUCCGUAAUAUUCAAAAUGUUCUGGGUUGUUUUGACACAAAAUCUAAAAGCACGAUCGCACUGCUUGGGACUCAAACUGUUAAUUAAGGUUAACAUCGACAUUCUGACUUGCUUCUACAGGCUUCUUCUUUCCUUUCUGGCUCAUUUUUAGCAUCAUUUGUUCUAUUAUUGUUGCAUAAAUAUUUCCCACAAAUGUUUGGGUAAUGCUAUUGGAGUGACAGUCCUUAUAUAUACAAGUAUAAUUAUAUAUUUUUCAAUGGUUUCAAGGUGGAACAUAGGACCGCAACAAACCGAUUAUAAUUUGAUUCAUUUGAAGCCAGAAAUUUGACUUGUCUCCACGAAUAGCCAGCUUUCUGCGCUUCUGCGUCCACCUGUCGCCUAGGUGUUGGCUGGUCUACCGCGUCUGCGACUCCCCUGAAGGUUCCAAUCCAAUGCAGCUCUUGUGAUGCAGUCUAUGGGUUUGCGACGUCGUACUUCGAGGAGGAUGGGUAUUUGUUUACAAAUAGCCCUUAGGUCGGUGUUACUUAUGGUUUUAGGCCAGAAUAUCCACAUGAUUUUUAGUACACAGCGAUUAAAAAAGCUUUGCAACGUUUUGUGUUUCACGUUUUACGUUGCCAUCGUAAAUCCGUAAUUUCGUACGUCAGAUAUCCAGUAUACCAUCAAAUGCAGAACGUCCUUUUGAUAUGCCAUUGCGAAUAUCAGCUACUGAUCCGCUAAUUUUUGUGUUAAUGCUGCCAAGAUAGCAGAAUUCAUUUACUACUUCUAAUGUGGUACCGGCGAUCUGAAUAACUUUUAUUUCGUUUAAUUGGUAGCCCUGUUUGAGCUGCAAAAGCGCUGACUGUAUACAACUUUGCGGAUAUAUGCUAGUGUUUGUGCGCGCAUUAUGUCCAUUCAGACCCCAGGCUAUGCCUCUAUUCUACGUAGACUUGCGGGAGUUAUGCGGGAAAAUUGGAAUUGAAAUUUUGAAUUGGUCGAGCCAAGAGAUUUGAUGGAUCCUAAAACACUCAGGCUAAAAAUUCCAUUGUACUUAGAGCUCUGGUUAAGUGGGAAAGGAGAAAAGUAUCAGAGGAAGAGAUAGGAAGGAAUAGAGACAGAAGUAGUUAGUCCUGUGAGAAUUUCGCAGAUUCUUUGGUAAAUCUGGAAAUAUCCUCCAGUUUUAAAGAACGAAUAUUACUCAUUCUCAUGACAUCGGAACCCAAAACUCGUAGUCUUGCUCAAGCAAAGGCAGUACACUCACAGAGAAAGUGCUCAGUGCUAUUCGCCUCCUCCAAGCAAAACAGGCACAUUGGGUCCUCUCGAUUAUCCAUUCGGCUACCUUUAGGAUGGCAAAAACUUCUGUUUGGAAAACAGUUGCCAUUCCCCCCAUAGCAUAGUGAUACUUAUUACAAUCGUUUAAGUACCAUCCGGCUCCAGACCCUACCUCAUUCUUGGACCCAACGGUAAAGAAAAUAUCCGUCAAACCUCCCUGAAUGCAUUCUGGAUUACUGCAUUGCUCAUACAAUCGAAAUCUGACAUCAAAUUUCCUUCCAAAUUAAACUAUGGCUAUCAGGUCGUCUCUAGGUGCCAAAAACAAUAGAUAUUGCUCAGAUAGCAACUAAAAGAUUUCUCUGUGUCUCGAAGUUCCGUCUUCGUGCCAGAAACCAUAUUUAUGGAGUCUGCACAUUGCUUUUAUGCUUCCUGUUGUAUCUUUAGAUCCCGUAAUUCAUAACAUACGGUUCUUUGCGGCCUGUAUAGUUCCCGGAGUGUGGACUUAACCAUGGCAUAAUUUGGUCCAAGACUGAAUAACAGCGGCGAAAGCACACAACCCUGUCAGACCCCGGUUGGUACCACAAUACUGGCAGUCAAGGAAUUUUUAUGAUUAACACGGCAGCAAGCGCUCGUGUACAAAUCCUUUACAAGGCUGAUUUGGUUUCUUUUUUUUGAUAAUUCUUAACCGGAUAUAAAUGUGGAUCGUUGCGGUAACGCAGAAUCGACUGUCGUGGAUCGAUCACUUGUUGAGAAUUUAUGCAUUGCAGCGACAAGCACGCAUUUUUUACAAUUUCACAAUAACUUCUACAAUUUAACUUACAGGCUUCUUUUAUUGACUAUAAGUAGAAGUUAUAAACAUUUAUGUAGUAAAUUACAUAAUAUUUAAUUUUUUUUUUGCUCCUAUUUCUUCGCUGCACCAACUCCAAAUAUGUAAAUAAAAAUCAGCUGCCACAGGGUGAACUUAUUAAAAUGCCUAUAUUAUUUUUUAGUGCUUAAAUACUUUUUUCAUUUCACUUGGCUGACUUUGUGCAGUCUCAUUUUAGCUAAAUGUCGGUUUGGGGUUAUCGCCUGUCUAUCAUUGACUAAAAUAUUAUAUAAAACCUGUUUUCAACUUAAAGUUGAGUUUUUAUUAAAAGGUGUUUUAACUUGUAACUAUAACUGCGGGCCUAUGUGGUUUUAUGUACAUAUGUAUGCACUUUAGAAGCGUUAAAUGUUGUACUUAACUCUUUGAAAAAACUGCCACUAAUGUUUAAAUUGUAUGUAAAAUACUGUAAAUUAUAAUUUGAUUAUUUUUAUUUAAGACGAGUAUUACAUAUUUAUAGCAAAUAAUGUAGUGCUUUUAAAAAGCAACAUAAAAAACGGCAAUAUUUAAAAGCCGUAUAUAGAAUUUGUGCUUUUAAAGGUACUCAAAUACUUAAGUUACUAUGUAGAAUACCUACGCAUGUAGACUAACAUUAAAAAGAAAAAUGAUUAGUUGGUAUUAUUUUUUAGUGCAUUUGUAUAUAGUUAAAUAGCAAAGUGUAAUCAAUAUGUCUUCCAUCGCGGUCAAAUAAAUGCAUUAAUAUACAUACAUACACACACAUACGUACACAUAGACAAUGCAUUUAAUAUGUGCAUGUGUGGGCACUCCUCUCUUCUUCUCAAUAGAUUUGCUUGUUUGCAAUUUUAUUGCAUUUAAUUUGUAUUUUUAAGCUAAACUACCUUUUAUAUCCUUACGAAUUAAUAGUUUAGUGUGAAUGAGCUUUUAUUUGAAUUCGAGUAAUAAAUAAAGCUUAUUAGCGA
Messenger RNA from Anastrepha ludens (Mexican fruit fly), 7248 nucleotides. RefSeq lists its product as uncharacterized. Gene Ontology annotation, cellular component: extracellular region. Bases 2273 to 2860 code for a protein of 195 amino acids. Gene Ontology annotation, molecular function: chitin binding. NCBI's taxonomy places the organism in Eukaryota, Metazoa, Arthropoda, Insecta, Diptera, Tephritidae. The transcript has 4 exons. The record is from RefSeq and is a predicted model, not a curated record.